Molecule: messenger RNA, 987 nt
Organism: Sphaerulina musiva SO2202
Lineage: Eukaryota; Fungi; Ascomycota; Dothideomycetes; Mycosphaerellales; Mycosphaerellaceae
Exons: 2
Coding region: 1-987 (328 amino acids)
Source: RefSeq, a predicted model, not a curated record
AUGGACGCCCUCGAAGAAUCCUCCCACCCAGCUUCACGACGCGCCGCAGACCGGUUACCCUCCUUCAUCAAAUUCCCGGCGCUGGUGCUCGUAUCUCUCAGCCUGAGCGCUUUCAUCCACACUCUCGCUUCCAACUACACCGGCCCGGAGCUCGGUUCAGUCAGUCGCGAACUGACGGAAGAAUGGCAAAUUGGCGUCAUGGUGGGCUGGAAGCUGUCCGAGUUGGCGGCCGCGUGGUAUCUGCGCUAUGAUUAUAUCGAUCUGGCCUGGUUGACGCUCUUGAGCAAUGUCCCUCACUACUUCCUCCUCCACACCUUCUUCGGCAUCGACCCCCUCGCCGCGCUCGUUCCGCUUGCCAUCGAUGUGGUGACCAUCGCCAUUCCAUUCGCCAUCUUCCGUGGCACUAUCCACGCUCGCGACACAACAGCUCCACGGACACCGAACCAACUCGUGGCACAAGAUACGGGCAUUCUAGUCAUCAUUGCGGCCCUUGGUGCUGCGCUAUACACUAUCACCAUCUACACAAGCUUCUACACUUGGCUGCCCACAUACAUGGUCAUCCAUUUCGAUGGCCUCAAGAGCCUCGAAAAGGCCCACAACGCCGUUGGGCCCAUCCUUGCCAUUCUCUUCCUGCCUCUCGGCUACGGCGCUGCUCACUUGAUCUUUGUACCAGCAAUCGGAUCUCCUGCCAACCCAGGGCGAACGGAUCCUAGCUUAGAGAAGGCUGUGUUUGAUCCUGCGAAUGCCACAUUUGGCCAGACUCUCGCAUACAAUCUCGGCUGCAGUCCAGCGGGCUUCACGCCACGAGCAGAAAUCCUAUUCAAGCGAACUGCUAUUCUGGCAACAUCGACCUUCGUCAACUCACUAGUGCGAUCAUAUGUCACCAUCGAGGGCACAGAGUUCAUGGGCGCUGUGGGCUGGUCGAGCAUCUGGGCGGUGGCUUCUCUAUUGACAGGUCUUGCAUUUUCUUGGGUCGGAGACGAGUAA